Lentinula edodes (shiitake mushroom) is the source of this 1167-nucleotide messenger RNA. RefSeq lists its product as uncharacterized. The transcript has 5 exons. Lineage: Eukaryota; Fungi; Basidiomycota; Agaricomycetes; Agaricales; Omphalotaceae. The record is from RefSeq and is a predicted model, not a curated record. The coding region runs from base 1 to 1167 and encodes 388 amino acids.
AUGUCGUUUCGUCCUCGCAACCCGUACUACCUUCGAAUAUCCAAGAAAGAUGUUUUGGCUAUCUAUUUGUACCUCGACGAUAGACAUGUUGAUUGGAUGAAUGAUAUAAUUUUGCAACAUGUCCUCGAAGAUCUGAGGCCAAAGAUAAUACCUAAGCUACAAGCAGAGGUGGAUCUUACCUCGGGAACAGGCGGACUUCCAUCGACGAAGAAGGCAACUGUAGAAACUCAUCGAGGAGAGACCUAUCAAUUCUGUUAUUUCUUUCGUAAAACUCAACCUCACACCGUUGUUCUCAAGACGCGUACAUAUACGGCGGCACCUCCACAAAAACAAAAUAUGAUGCUUCCGCCAACCAUACCAGCGAAGGCAAUGAAAAGAAAAUCCAAAACAGGCGGUGUUAGUCAAAUAUUGCGUAAAAAGCAAAAGACCAAGGGGAAAAGUAGAGCCAUCGAUGAUAGUGAAUCGGAAGAACCUUUGUCUGAAGAAUACGCCGAGGUCAACAAUACAUCCGGUGCUACACCAGGGAUAAGACUAAGGCAGACUGCUGCUCUGGAUCUUGACGGAGACUCUCAUAUGCGUGAGGGAGACGACGAGAAUGAUGAUGAUGAUGACAACGACGAUGAUGAUUAUAUUCCAAAACCUCGAAAGAACGAAAAGGCGCGAGCUAAAACGAUACAUUUUUCGCUAGAAAUCGAAGACGACGAGGAAGAAAAGCCAAAACCUUUAUUGCACCUUAAAUACCAAGGAUUCAAAAUACUAGGCAGCUGCUUAUGCAUUGUUGUUGAACCAUGGCCACCCCUACAUGCAUCAUCGCGUGCGCCGUCCAUUCUACGAUCUACUCCUCGUGCUCCUAGCAUUGCCCCGCGAGAUUUUGUUACAGCCAAUGAAGCUCGGGCCCGGUCAAAGACACCUCUCUUUCUUCCUGACCCUGAUGAGCGGGAUAGAAGUGCGACACCGUUCCCAGAUGCUAUUCAUGUACGCCCAUUUCCGUUGUAUGAUAAUGAGGGUGUGGAUGAGGACAUGGAUGAUGCUGACUAUGGAGGGAUGAUGGAAUUCAGUCAAAUACUCAACGCAGCAGGUGAUGUUCGUGCAGGUGCUUUGGAUGACGAUGAAGAUAUGGAAGGAGCAGUCUUUUUUGGAGACGCAGAUGAAAUUAGGGAGUUAUGA